AUCGGAUGGGGCUCUGCCUACCUCGUGCCCGCAGUCCUGUUUCAUUCAUUUCUUUUUCUAACUGGUCUAUCGUUUGUUGCAAUUGAUCAAUGUCAUUAUUCGUCUGUCAUUGUUGACUUCCGUCCACACUCAUUCUUUCUCUCUCAUUAAUGAAUACGUGGAAAAUUCUUUGUUCGCGUUGCAUCCAGGCCUAUAUAUCUCCCAUCCCUUCCCUUGGACUUGCCUCGCAAGAUCUAAAUACGAUCGGAAACUUCAUACGCAUCAAUAACCACGAUGGUCGUCCGUUAUCACUAUGACAAGACGGCACUCCAAUCCAUUACCCUGCAGCCUAUCUCCAAGCUUGCCCCCUUCUCCGCCCUCAUUAUUUCUAUAGUGCUGGUGGUCCUUUUUCUAGUGCGUUAUUACGUCUUGGAGGGAUUCCUCAUAAAGCGGUUGUAUGGCUCUAUAUAUACGAACCUGAGUGAAGUCAAUCAACGCGGAUUUAUCAACCACCAUAUUGCAGGGAUCACGAAGCUUUUGAUCCUCAUUGUCGCCGCAUACCCUUUCAUAGAGGUUGUCAUUGGGAAGUCAUCCUUCCAUACACCUUACGCCCCUGGCUCCCAGGUGAAGAUGGGCGACAUGCUGGUCGUGGUCGCCCAGAUGCUCAUCGGGAUGUACGCCUUUGAGCUCAUCUAUCGCACGAAGCUAUCGCCCAUCGCGGUGCUGCACCAUGUCGGAACAAUCAUGAUUGGUCAAUCCGCCAUAGCAAUCAGCUUGGAUUUGGCUCGGGAACCAGAUGCCGAUAUCGAGUUUGUCUUGUGCACGGUCUGGGGUGCCUUCGACAUCAUCUCUGAAUUCUUCCCUCACUUGGCUAUCAUCCUCUACCGCAUUUUCCCCGAUCGGCACCACUUCUUGAAGCGCCUCUUUCUGCUUUCUUGCAUUACCACAGCCAUCGGAACCACCUGCGAGACUAUCGUGAUCUUCUUCCUUUUCGGCUCUCUGUGGGACCGAUGGCAGCUUGCCUUCAAGGUCGUCACGCCACUACUCCAUAUUGCCUUCUCCGCCGCCCAGGUUCACGGCAGUGUUGUCUUCUGGAAGAUGUACAAGCGCCAAGAGCGGCUUUUGAAAGAAAAGUCCGGGCUAGAUAUUGAGAGGGAAGUCAGCCAUGAAUCGCAGGUUGGCAUCGUCGCAACAAAGGCUGCAGCGGUUUCUAGAUCUGCGGCUGCUAUGGUUUAGCCCUUGGUCCUGAGGUGUAUAGAUUGGCUUUGGUGUUCAAGGUGUCGUUGUAUGUGGCAUAUUGCCGCUCGUUUAGAAAACUUUUCUCUAUUUAUUCACGCCUAGACAUGUGACAUUUGUUCUAUACCCGA
Messenger RNA from Aspergillus alliaceus, 1346 nucleotides. RefSeq lists its product as uncharacterized. NCBI's taxonomy places the organism in Eukaryota, Fungi, Ascomycota, Eurotiomycetes, Eurotiales, Aspergillaceae. The transcript has 2 exons. The coding region runs from base 274 to 1215 and encodes 313 amino acids. The record is from RefSeq and is a predicted model, not a curated record.